Messenger RNA from Prorocentrum cordatum, 387 nucleotides. The record is from the annotation of a GenBank genome assembly. Lineage: Eukaryota; Dinophyceae; Prorocentrales; Prorocentraceae.
AUGGCGCUCCUCAUCGCCGCGGCCUCGCUGCUGGCACUCGCGCACGCUUCGGGCCCGCAAGCUUCCUGCGCUGUAGGGCAGCAGUGCCCCGCGGGAGAGCAGGAUGACACGGGCAUGCUCCAGAAGAGCUCGCAGAUGAUGCAGGUGAAUCGGCAUGAGCAAAUGAGCGUGAGGACGACGCCCACGAACGAUGCCGAGUGCGAGGCCGUGCCGGGCAUCAAUACGGACGAGCCCAUCGUGUACGACUCCAGCUUUGCCCCGGCCUGUGCUGCUUCGAGGACCAGCCGUGCAGGUACAACAACACGGGCUGCUAUUGAGGGGAGAGCUGUUGUGUAUUAUGGGUGGCUAAGAUUUGCUGCCGCACUAGAAGGUAUGGUGAGUGAGUGA